CGUCCGUUGGAUCUCGAAAGCUCGGCUGCCUUUUGCCACCCCUUUCCCCCCCCUUUUUUUCCAACCGCCAUCAUGCGUGAAAUCGUUCACAUCCAGGCUGGCCAGUGCGGCAACCAGAUUGGUGCCAAGUUCUGGGAGGUCAUCUCCGAUGAGCACGGCAUUGACCCCACCGGCACCUACCACGGUGACAGCGAUCUCCAGCUGGAGCGCAUCAACGUCUACUACAACGAGGCCACCGGUGGCAAGUAUGUGCCCCGCGCCGUCCUCGUCGACCUUGAGCCCGGAACCAUGGACUCAGUCCGCGCUGGCCCCUUCGGCCAGAUCUUCCGCCCCGACAACUUUGUCUUUGGCCAGUCUGGCGCCGGUAACAACUGGGCCAAGGGUCACUACACCGAGGGUGCUGAGCUCGUCGACUCUGUCCUCGAUGUCGUCCGCAAGGAGGCUGAGGGCUGCGACUGCCUCCAGGGCUUCCAGCUCACCCACUCGCUCGGCGGUGGUACCGGCUCCGGCAUGGGUACUCUCCUCAUCUCCAAGAUCCGUGAGGAGUACCCCGACCGCAUCAUGAACACCUUCUCCGUGGUGCCCUCCCCCAAGGUCUCGGACACCGUUGUCGAGCCCUACAACGCCACCCUCUCGGUGCACCAGCUUGUCGAGAACACCGAUGAGACCUACUGCAUUGACAACGAGGCCCUGUACGAUAUCUGCUUCCGUACCCUCAAGCUCACCACCCCCACCUACGGUGACUUGAACCACCUCGUCUCCGCCUGCAUGUCGGGUGUCACCACCUGCCUCCGCUUCCCCGGCCAGCUCAACUCUGAUCUCCGCAAGCUCGCCGUCAACAUGGUGCCCUUCCCCCGUCUCCACUUCUUCAUGCCCGGCUUUGCCCCCCUGACCAGCCGUGGCUCCCAGCAGUACCGCAACCUGUCGGUCCCCGAGCUGACCCAGCAGAUGUUCGAUGCCAAGAACAUGAUGGCUGCCUGCGACCCCCGUCACGGCCGCUACCUCACCGUUGCCGCCAUCUUCCGUGGCCGCAUGUCCAUGAAGGAGGUUGACGAGCAGAUGCUCAACGUUCAGAACAAGAACUCGAGCUACUUCGUCGAAUGGAUCCCCAACAACAUCAAGACCGCCGUCUGCGACAUCCCUCCCCGCGGCCUCAAGAUGUCCUCCACCUUCAUUGGUAACUCGACCGCCAUCCAGGAGCUCUUCAAGCGCGUCUCGGAGCAGUUCACUGCCAUGUUCCGUCGCAAGGCCUUCCUUCACUGGUACACUGGUGAGGGUAUGGAUGAGAUGGAGUUCACUGAGGCCGAGUCCAACAUGAACGAUCUCGUCUCCGAGUACCAGCAGUACCAGGAUGCCACCGCCGAGGAGGAGGGCGAGUUUGACGAGGAAGAGGAGGAGAUGGAGUAAACUCCUUACUCUUAAUUCCAGUCGACUUGUCGGAUUCUUGCCGACGUUUCAUGUUUUUGUAUCUUUAACAUCUUGUGUUUUUUGCCUAACCAAAACUGUUAACUGGCUCGUGAUGUGGCCUGGUUUCGAUGAUGGCUUUGCCAUUCGAACCCAUUGGCCCCCCGACCCCAGUGGUUGAUGUGUUUUCAACCCCACUUUUCUUGUUUUGGUGUCGUAGACGCGUGCGGUUGUCGAAUUGAUUCCAGCCCUCCGA
Molecule: messenger RNA, 1660 nt
Organism: Monosiga brevicollis MX1
Lineage: Eukaryota; Choanoflagellata; Craspedida; Salpingoecidae
Product: beta tubulin
Exons: 1
Coding region: 73-1407 (444 amino acids)
Biological process (GO): mitotic cell cycle; microtubule cytoskeleton organization
Cellular component (GO): cytoplasm; microtubule
Molecular function (GO): GTPase activity; GTP binding; structural constituent of cytoskeleton
Source: RefSeq, a predicted model, not a curated record